Molecule: messenger RNA, 1167 nt
Organism: Venturia canescens
Lineage: Eukaryota; Metazoa; Arthropoda; Insecta; Hymenoptera; Ichneumonidae
Product: ubiquitin-conjugating enzyme E2 T-like
Exons: 2
Coding region: 218-709 (163 amino acids)
Source: RefSeq, a predicted model, not a curated record
CAGAUAGGCUUACCUAGAAGUUGGAACAACUCGCCCUAAGUAUAUGUUCAAUGUGCAUUUGCUCAAGUUCAUUUUGAGCUACGAAUAUUAUCAAUGAAAUCGAAUUAAUUGAAAUUCAUCUGCAUUUUACACUAUAUUGUGGGGGAUGGGUGAAAGGAAAAUAUUACUUAGUAUCACGACAUGAGUUGUGCGAGAACAGUCGAGUAAAUUUUCGUCUAUGCGUGAGAAAAAAAAAAUUAAAAUGCAGAACCACAGGAUAAAACGAGAAAUGGCAAAAUUGGUAUCAAAUCCACCCGAAGGUAUCUCUUGCCAUCCAAAAAGUGAUAAGACCAAUUUAAUAAUGGUCUACAUUGUCGGUCCUCACAAAAGUCCUUACGAGGGUGGUAUCUUUGAGCUGGAACUCGAAGUGGAUAAUUCUUAUCCUUUUGAACCACCAAGGCUCAAAUUCAGUACACCAAUUUAUCAUCCGAACAUUGAUACGAGUGGAAGAAUUUGUAUGGAUCUUCUCAAGAUGCCACCCAAAGGUGGAUGGAAACCAACCAUAACAUUGGAAAAUCUUCUUGUCGCUGCUCAAUGGUUGCUGGGAAAUCCAAAUCCUGAUGAUCCUCUCAUGCCUGACAUUGCGACAGAGUACAAGAUCAAUAGAAUGGAGUUUGACAGAAAAGCCCGUAAAUACACCCAGGCACAUGCCAAAAAAAAUACAUACUAAUUUUAUAAACAUGAAGAAAACAUGAACAUUUUUUUUUGCAAACAAGUAGCUUAAAAAUUUCAUACUAUUUUAUACGCUCAGUCGAUGAAUUGGAUCAAUGAAGCAAAUUGUUUACGAUAUUUUCAAAUAGGUAUUUAUUUGUUUUCUCUUGGCUUCAACAUAAACUUCAAUGUUUGCCAUUGAUGAACAUACAAUCUAUUUUUCUAGAACAAAAAGCACUGGAUUAUAAGAUUAUCAUUGCCUAUGUUUGAAUUAUAUCGAAUACUGCUUCUGUGUUCGUUUUUUUUUUCUAGAUGCUUAACUUCAAUCAUAAGAAAAUUAUCAAGGCCAUAACUGCUUUUCUGAAUAAAAUUAGCAAGCAGUGACAAAAAUAUAAUGAUAAUGUAUUACGUCUAAAACAUAAUUAUAUUUAAAUAAUAACUACGAGUACCAUAUAAUUGAUACCGCAUUUAAUUGAA